Penicilliopsis zonata CBS 506.65 is the source of this 1206-nucleotide messenger RNA. RefSeq lists its product as hypothetical. The record is from RefSeq and is a predicted model, not a curated record. The coding region runs from base 1 to 1206 and encodes 401 amino acids. Gene Ontology annotation, biological process: mitochondrial L-ornithine transmembrane transport. NCBI's taxonomy places the organism in Eukaryota, Fungi, Ascomycota, Eurotiomycetes, Eurotiales, Aspergillaceae. The transcript is spliced from 4 exons. Gene Ontology annotation, molecular function: L-ornithine transmembrane transporter activity.
AUGAUAAGCCAUGUCAACAUCACUGGUCCAACGGGUCCCGAUGACUUCUCUAGUGAUGUCGAUUCCUGUGACGCAAAUGACACACGACCGCGUAGUAAUGCGGCAGCAGGAGCAUCUGCGGCGGGUGUCCGAGCAUUGAGCGCUCAAGUAGUUGCAUUCUACUUCAGGAUUCCAGUCAAGGCGUUCUUCCGUACACGCGUCGACUAUAUGGCCUUUGCCCGAGCCGUCAAUCCCCGUGCACUUGAUGGAAAAUGGUCCCUACACAGCACGACACCCGGUUUACUCGUUCAUGCUGUCCAUACAUAUGGCUGGCGCUUCAUUCCGAACCAAGUCAUUCCUCCUCUUUUAGCAAAUGCAGGUAUCGGUGCUGUUCUUUACACCUCUUACCUGCAAUCAUUGAGUGGCCUCCACGAGCCGACAUCUCAAGGUCUUAGACGUGUAUACCCUCCGCCUAGUCCAGUAUACACGUUCACGGCGGGAUUUACUGCUGGCACAAUCCAGUCCAUAGCGGCUGCACCCCUUGAUGCUCUCCAGGUUCGUUUACGUGCAAAUGAUAUACUCGAGGGGCGUUAUCACAGUGUGUGGCAGUAUGGCCGACAUAAGCUCAAACAAAUUGGCCUCCGUGGUAUAUUUGCAGGCUGGGGCUUGUCAUUUCUGCGAGAUUCCUUCGGAUAUGCCCUGUUCUUCUCUUCCUUUGAGUACAUCAAGUCCCAGGCCUACUAUUCCUUUAUCACCAGGCAUUAUGGGAAACUGGAUGCUCAAUAUAUCAUUACCGAGACUGAUGAUCGUGGUAUUACAUUCAUAAGGCCACACUAUGCCCUAGAGCCCUGCUUCUUGAUGGUGGCGGGCUCUGUUGCUUCGAUUUCCCAGCAAAUUAUACAGCAUCCAUUGAGCAAGAUACAGAAGUUACACUUUAGUCGACUUGAAUAUCUCGACCACCAGGCUAGCCUUGACAUCUCUAAGAAACAAAUGCUACGACACUACUACAGUGCGUACCGUGAGACUUUCAAGCGAUGCAAGAAAAAGGCGAGCCGAGCCGGCGGGUGGCUUCAAUGGCUUUACCAGGGUUUUUUAAGGAGCGCCAUCCGCCAAGUACCUAGCACCAGUGCUGGCUUGAUCAUAUUUGAACUUGUGUGUCGUAAAUAUUCUAACCCGGUGGAUGCUUUAUAUAUUCAGAAGGAGGACUACAAUAUAAUUAUAGCAUGA